This is a messenger RNA of Puntigrus tetrazona (Sumatra barb), 3116 nucleotides long. It is a transcript of the gene cdk18, whose product is annotated as cyclin dependent kinase 18. Gene Ontology annotation, cellular component: nucleus; cytoplasm. Gene Ontology annotation, biological process: protein phosphorylation. The record is from RefSeq and is a predicted model, not a curated record. Lineage: Eukaryota; Metazoa; Chordata; Actinopteri; Cypriniformes; Cyprinidae. Gene Ontology annotation, molecular function: protein kinase activity; ATP binding. The coding region runs from base 366 to 1763 and encodes 465 amino acids. The transcript has 16 exons.
AGAGACACAUUUGCUUCCUGUAUGUGUUUAUUUUUUUAUUUAUUUUCUGUUAUGUUUUCCCGCAUCUCCUCCUGUCAGAAGGCUCUCUCAUGAGCAGAAGUAGGAGGGAGCGCAGAGAGGGACGCGAGACGAACGCCUGUGCCUCUCUCUACUGCAUGCACGCGUGCAAUGCGUGCUGCAGACUAAAUAAGACACCUCCAGUUUUGGAUUAUCUGUCUGGCGGUGCGCUGACUGCCUCCAGACCUGGAGGCCGCCCUCCUCCUCCUCCUUCUCCUCCCUUUCACACUGAAGGAAGAGUAGAGUAGAGACGGUCUACUGUUUGCCUCCUGCAGACUCCGGCCACUCCUGACUUCUGGUCCAGCGACAUGAAUAAGAUGAAGAACUUCAAGAGGCGUUUCUCACUUUCUGUGCCACGAACAGAGACGAUAGAGGAGAACGAGUUCACUGAACAGAUAAACCAGCUCAACAUCCGCUGCAAUGACGGUGUGGUGCCCAAUAGUCUGGGUUUACACAGCCUGCAGCCCAGUCCAGUGGCUCCAGACAGCCAGGCUCAAUCUCCCACCCAACUGCAGUACCGCAACAAAGUCCAGCACCGCCGUUUCUCCAUGGAGGAUGUAACUAAGAGGAUGUCUCUGCCCAUGGAUAUUCGUCUGCCGCCAGAGUUUCUGAAGAAGCUGCAGAUGGAAAGCCCUCCGCCGUGCAAACCUCUCAGCCGCAUGUCCAGAAGAGCCUCGCUGUCGGACAUCGGCUUCGGGAAACUGGAGACCUACGUGAAGUUGGGCAAACUAGGAGAGGGCACAUACGCAACGGUGUUCAAAGGCCGCAGCAAACUCACAGAAAACCUGGUGGCCCUGAAAGAGAUUCGUCUGGAGCACGAAGAGGGCGCCCCGUGCACGGCCAUACGGGAAGUGUCGCUCCUGAAGAACCUGAAGCACGCCAACAUCGUAACGCUGCAUGACAUCAUCCACACGGACCGAUGUCUCACCCUCGUCUUCGAGUAUCUGGACAGUGACUUGAAGCAGUACCUCGACAACUGUGGAAACCUAAUGAGCAUGCACAAUGUGAAGAUAUUUAUGUUCCAGCUUCUUCGUGGUUUAUCAUAUUGUCAUAAGAGGAAGAUUCUCCACCGGGACCUGAAGCCUCAGAAUCUGCUCAUUAAUGACAAAGGAGAACUCAAACUGGCAGACUUUGGUUUGGCCAGAGCGAAAUCAGUCCCAACAAAAACCUAUUCGAAUGAGGUUGUGACCUUGUGGUAUCGACCUCCUGAUGUCCUGCUGGGUUCUACGGAGUACUCCACACCGAUAGACAUGUGGGGCGUGGGCUGUAUCCUGUACGAAAUGGCGACGGGUCGCCCCAUGUUUCCCGGAUCCACUGUCAAAGAGGAACUACACCUGAUAUUUCGCCUCAUGGGCACCCCAACUGAGGAGACCUGGCCCGGAAUCACAGCUAAUGAGGAAUUCAAAUCCUACCUGUUUCCUCAGUACAGAGCACAAGCGCUCAUUAAUCAUGUGCCCAGGCUUGACACAGAGGGAAUAGAUCUUCUUACUGCUCUAUUGCUGUACGACACCAAGCUCAGGAUUUCAGCCGAAUCGUCUCUGAAACACUCUUACUUCCUGACUCUGGGCGAGAACAUCCACUCCAUACCUGACACCUCAUCAGUGUUUUCACUGAGGGAGAUCCAGCUACAGAAGGAUCCGGGACACAAGAGCUCAGUAUUUCAGCCACCGGGUCGAGGCAAGAACCGCAGACAAAGCAUCUUCUGAGGACGAGAAUCGGAGCGGUGUGCGUGAAGAGACGGCCAGAACAAACCCGUUACAAAGCGAACAGCUUCGUUUCUCCAUCCAAAACACGCAUGCAUCCAUUCACUCACAUACACAAGAUUUAUUAGAAAGCGGACCGUAUAGAAGUCAAUCACCCUCAGUCGUAACACGAGCUGGUUUACAAGUUCUCUCCUAAAAAAAACCCACACUGAUCCUAAAGAAAUUUAGACUCGAGUUCGGCCUCUUCUAGUAGUAGUAGUAUUUUCAAACGUUCAUGGUAUUUUUUAAUUGUGCGUGUAUGUGCAAGAAACACGGUAGCUUCACGUCCUAAUUUUCCCGCCGAGCGCCAUUUCCUUCAUUUCCGUUUGAGGUUUACUCGUUUUGCCACGUGCGCUCCACGAGUCAUUGCAAAAGCUGAUAUCGCAGUUUAUUUCACAAGCACGCUAUAAACGUUAAAAAUGCAAACGGUCACGUAAACACUCGAGCCGUUGAAUAGAGAACUACUUGAACUCGUCGCGAUACCAUUCAAGUGUAUCCGUCUCGAGAAAACAGCAUCUAUAACCAGUCGCUAAUUUACGAAAUCUUCGAAAAGGUGCCUUUUGCAGACCGUCGCGAGAGAUGAGGGCGGACCGAUUUUACGCCUUGCGAAAAAAACCAAAAAAACCAUCUACUUCGAUCUCCUCGGGGACCUCGGUCCUUUCAAGUAAUUGCACAUGCAGAUAUUUCGUUUCGCCAUUUGAGCUAUUUGCUAUUUCGUAUUUGCACACGGCAUGCGAGUGACUUGGACCUGAAACCUAACGUCGUUCCCUUUCUCCUACUGUAUCUCGUAGUUGGAAAAUUAAAGCACUAUGACUCUUUAUCGCAAAUAUGGCACCGAGCUAGUUUUACAGCGGACGGAAACGAAAAGCUUACUCGUUUAAAGGCCGCGGAAAUAUCGAGGAUGAGCGGCAAAGAGAAAAUUCUAGAAAACAUAACGAGUCAAAAGGAUUUAGUUUAACGUUACUGCAGCAGCAGCACUAAUUUAUGUGUUUUGUGGUAAAUGAGAAUAUUUUAAAUACUCUAUUGAAAAGAAUUAAUAUAUAAAUAUAUGUAUUUUGACAAGUGUUUUCUUUAUUCUCGGUGAACUUUUGGCAGACAAAAAAUAAAUAAAUAAACUAUGGUAUUAAAUGAACUUAGAUGAUGUCUAAAUGUUUUAUAAAAGAUUUAGAUUUUUGUAUGAAAUGUGAUAUUAAAUAUUUUGUGUGAUUUGUCUAUUCUAUUAUGAUAUUCUGAAGCUGAAUGUAUUGUGACUGCGAAAAUGCCAAAAAUAAUUAAAUAAUAAACUAAAUAAACGAUGACGUUGUUGAACCAUGGGAA